Messenger RNA from Cetraspora pellucida, 2283 nucleotides. The record is from the annotation of a GenBank genome assembly. NCBI's taxonomy places the organism in Eukaryota, Fungi, Glomeromycota, Glomeromycetes, Diversisporales, Gigasporaceae.
AUGAACUUUAUAUCUUCGAUAGUUUCAAUGCUUUCACAAAGAGAAAUACACGUUUGUAUUGAUGGUAAAAAGUUGACACAUAAAUUUGAUCCAGAAAAUAAACUUGAAACAAUUCGCAAAAUAAUUAUUGAUAGGAAAAUCGCUAAUGAUGAUUUUGUCUUCAAAUGGCAAGAUGGAAAGACAGUUAAGCGUCCCGAUGAAGAAGAGUCUAAUAAUUUAUCAAGGAUUCUGAGACAUAAUAAUAUAUUGUAUAUUUCUACUUUAAAAGAGAACUCUGAGAUCAUUGUUUGCAUUGGUGAGGAUAACCCUUUUAACUGGUGUUUACCUGAGCGAAGCCAUCUUUCUGAAAUCAGAAAAGCAAAUGAAAUUAUCAAACCUGAAAGAAAUUUUUAUAUGGGUUCGAACUGUUAUUUUUUAGAUCAAGAUGGAAUAAAAAUACUAAAAGAACAAGAGAAUGAAAAAAUACUGUCGGAAAUUUUAAAAAUUGGGGAGAAUGACAGAAAUUACUUAUAUAUUGAUCGAAAUUGUGAAGAACCUGAUUGGAUAAGAUUGGUUGAUAAAUGCAAAUGUGGAUUCAUUAUUGAGGGAGAUUCAGUAAAACAAGCACCAAUUUUUGCAUUUACUAUCAAGAAAAAAAGAACAGAAGAAAUAAAAGAUAACAGUGGGCAUUUUAAAAAAAUGUUUAAAUGCAAAAAUAAAUUUCAAGAAUUAUGUAAUCGAAAUUUUAUUGCACUUGGAAAUACUACUUCUAUACUACCAUGGGCUUCUAUUUUUUUUGGACUUGAUCGGGAAACUUUCACUAAAAAACUGAAAUGUGAUAAAACGGCAACAAAAUAUUUAUACAUUAAAAAAAGAUGUGCAAGAAUAAAAAUUACCAAGGAUGAUAUUGAUUUAACUAUUGAAUUUGAAAAUAAAGUUAGGGCAGCAUUAAGGGAAGAGACACAAGAAAAUAAAGUAGCGAGACUUAGAGAACUAACAAAACAAUACGGAUAUUUUUAUGCAAGUUCAAUCUAUUUUGGUGGCGUUGCUAUUCAAAAAGAUGAAGACAUUGAACAAAUUGAUGAAACUGAAAACGGUAAUACAACAAAUAUGCAAAACUCGAUUAAUUCACUAAGCACUGAAACACAUGGAAUUAUCUCUUCAGAAACGGGUGGUAGCAUAAAAGCAGCAAUAACUAAUACCAACUCCAGUCUUAAUGUUAAAGGUGGUGAUGUUGCGGAUUUUAAUUUCGAUGAUCCCUCUAACUGGAUAAAUUCACUUAAGAAUAUUGAUACUUGGGAUAUAAUUGAAUAUGAAGAGGUCCAUUCAAUUUUUGACUUACUGGAGGAUAAUUUACGCAAGGAAGUUUUGGAAGCUUUAGGAAAGAGAAUUCUAAAAGUAAAUAUUGAAUCAAUUAAAUACCCUAUGAAUAACGAUAAAAAACCAUAUGCACAUCAGUUAGCUAAACAAUUGGAAGAUAUUACUAAUAUUGAGGAAUGUGAAAUUUUUUCCACUGUCAUGAAAAAGAAAAAUCGGCACAUGUUUUCUUCAUAUAUAUGUUAUGAUUCCCCUGAUAAGCCAGUUAUCCUUAUUCAACGCAUUCCAGGCAAAAUGACUAAAAAAAAAUAUAUAAAUAUCAAAAUUGGGUGGAUUGUUGUGGGAUACCCGACUAAAACCUUUGAUUUUGAUUUAUCAAAUCAAGUUAUUUUUAAAAGUGAAAAAUAUGAUUUUAAAACAAAGAAACAUAUUGAACAAGUUGAUCAAGAUAUACCAAAUGUGGAUCAAUAUGUAUUGGCGACGUGUAUUUUAGAUGGAGUAGAAGAAACAAAUACGAGUUUAGAAUUAUUAAAUCCUCGUGAUUCAAGAUUAAUAGUUGGAACUCAUUUUUCUCAUUCAAAAGACUCUGCAUGUUCAUUUUUUAGAAACUUGAAUGAAUCAGAGUCUAAUGGUAAUCCUGUUUUGAGAUUAUCCAUUUGUACUAUUUAUGUAAGACAAGGUUGUCAAGAAAGCUAUUUUUAUCAAGGUGAGGCUAAAUGGAAUAAGCUCAAAAGACUGAUAAACAAUGAAGGAGUCCUUUGCUCUGAAGUAAGAAAAAAUAAUGAGAGACUUGUAUUUGCUUAUAUGCUUUUUGAUGAAUGCCAACCUGAAUGUGAUUACCAUGGAGUUGUUAACAUUGCUAACAUCGAUCCUGAUUCUCCUGAUCACAUGUAUCUAUUAUAUAAAUUAUUGAAAGAAAAGUCUUUUGACAAAAAUGAAAUCUCAUGUUUCUGCUUAUCACCUAAUAAAGAACAUAUUCAUGAUAUA